UCACGAUCGGGCCAAGACUUGUGCAACCAACAACCAACAACCAACAACCAACGAGCAACAAAAAAACAAAAAAAUCAAAAAAAGCCGGGCUUGCCAGUUGAUCAGUGAUCAGUGAUCGAUCAGCUCUUGUGGAGCUUUUUUGUGGAUCCCAUUCGGGAUUGCCCCUCGAAAACCGAUCGACGAUCGCCGAACGCGGUGCUGGGAAAGCUUCCCAAAACUCACCACAGAUCUCACCGUGUAAUAAAAGAAGCAAUUUUGACUUCGUCUGGGGCUUUGGUGUCAGAGAGGGGUUCGAGAAAUUGUGCGCGGCAUCGUAGCAAACAGUGUAAAUGGAGCUUUGAUAGCGAUCGGAAGGACAAAACUUGCUCUCCGCCGACCAAAACUCCAAACAAGUGUUUUUUUUCCCCCAAAUCAGUGUGUUAACCAAAAAAAAAAAAAUAUUUAACCAAAACUAUAGGAAAAAACUGUGUGCAGCAAAAACGGACAAAUACUGAUCGAAUUGCAAGUCCAACUCAAGAUGGCAAAACUAUUUGUGGUUUUUGCCGUUUUGGCUUUGGCGGCCUUUAACGAAGCCACGGCCAAUGAGAGCGAUCCGCUGCUGAGAUUCAGGCGACAGGCCACCACCGAGGAGACCAAGAAGGAGGAGUCCUUCGAGAAGGAGCUCUGCAAGGACAAGGACGCCGGCGAGUGGUUCCGCCUGGUGGCCGGCGAAGGUGACAACUGUCGCGACGUCAUCCAGUGUACCUCAUCGGGCCUGCAAGCCAUUCGUUGCCCUGCUGGUCUGUACUUCGAUAUUGAGAAGCAGACCUGCGAUUGGAAGGAGUCGGUGAAGAACUGCAAGUCCAAGAACAAGGAGCGUCGUGUGAAGCCCCUGCUCCACACGGAUGAGCCCCUGUGCCAGGACGGAUUCCUCGCCUGCGGCGAUGGAAACUGCAUUGAGCGAGGUCUCUUCUGCAACGGCGAGAAGGAUUGCUCAGAUGGAUCCGAUGAGAACACCUGUGAUAUCGAUAAUGAUCCCAAUCGUGCUCCACCCUGCGAUCCCGCCGUGUGCGUGCUGCCCGAUUGCUUCUGCUCGGAGGAUGGCACCUCGAUUCCUGGCGAUCUGCCCGCCAAGGAUGUGCCCAUGAUGAUCACCAUCACCUUCGACGAUGCCAUCAACAACAACAACAUCGAGCUGUACAAGGAGAUGUUCAAGAACCGCAAGAAUCCCAAUGGCUGCGACAUCAAGGCCACCUACUUUGUGUCCCACAAGUACACCAACUAUUCGGCCGUGCAGGAAACUGCCCGGAAGGGGCACGAAAUUGCCGUGCACUCGAUUACGCACAACGAUGAGGAGCGAUUCUGGUCGAAUGCCACCGUGGAUGACUGGGCCAAGGAGAUGGCCGGCAUGAGGAUUAUCACGGAGAAGUUUGCCAACAUUACGGACAAUUCGGUGGUGGGCGUGCGAGCUCCUUACUUGCGAGUGGGUGGCAACAAUCAGUUCACCAUGAUGGAGGAGCAGGCCUUCCUGUACGACUCCACCAUCACGGCUCCCCUCUCGAAUCCGCCACUCUGGCCCUAUACCAUGUACUUCCGGAUGCCCCAUCGCUGCCAUGGCAAUCUGCAGAGCUGCCCAACCAGAUCGCAUGCCGUUUGGGAGAUGGUCAUGAACGAGCUGGAUCGUCGCGAGGAUCCCGCCAAUGAUGAGUAUCUGCCCGGAUGCGCCAUGGUGGACUCGUGCUCGAACAUCCUGACCGGCGAUCAGUUCUACAACUUUCUGAACCACAACUUCGAUCGCCAUUACGACCAGAACCGUGCUCCAUUGGGCCUGUACUUCCAUGCCGCCUGGCUGAAGAACAAUCCCGAGUUCCUCGACGCCUUCCUCUACUGGAUCGACGAGAUUCUGGCCAACCACAAUGACGUGUACUUCGUGACCAUGACCCAGGUGAUCCAGUGGAUGCAGAACCCACGCACCAUCAGCGAAGUGAAGAACUUCGAGCCCUGGAGGGAGAAGUGCGUGGUGGAGGGCAAGCCCGCCUGCUGGGUGCCCAACACCUGCAAGCUGACCUCCAAGGAGGUGCCCGGGGAGACCAUCAACCUGCAGACCUGCGUCCGAUGCCCCAACAACUACCCAUGGGUCAGCGAUCCCACUGGCGAUGGUUUCUUCUAAGUCAGCGGUCUUAGUCUUACCCAAAACAAAAC
Drosophila gunungcola (fruit fly) is the source of this 2181-nucleotide messenger RNA. It is a transcript of the gene serp, whose product is annotated as chitin deacetylase 1. The coding region runs from base 518 to 2149 and encodes 543 amino acids. Gene Ontology annotation, molecular function: chitin binding; protein binding; hydrolase activity, acting on carbon-nitrogen (but not peptide) bonds. The transcript has 4 exons. The record is from RefSeq and is a predicted model, not a curated record. Lineage: Eukaryota; Metazoa; Arthropoda; Insecta; Diptera; Drosophilidae. Gene Ontology annotation, biological process: carbohydrate metabolic process. Gene Ontology annotation, cellular component: extracellular region.